ACGUUUAAUCCUCGAGAAUGAAACCAACGACAUUGUUGAUGAAUUGCGGUCUGGUCAUCGCCCUAAUUGCUUCUGCCCGGUUGUUCCAAUCAGCUGAUGGGCAUGGCAUGAUGCUGGAUCCGCCAAGUCGUUCGUCCAUGUGGCGUUACGGUUUCAACGUUCCACCCAAUUACAACGAAAACGGGCUCAAUUGUGGCGGUUAUGGUGUUCAAUUCAACAGCAUCAACCAGGGCCGUUGUGGUGAAUGUGGUGACGAAUGGAGUCUGCCCCGACCGAGAGACAACGACGAAGGUGGAAUUUAUGGAACUGGGAUCGUUGGACAAACUUACGCGCACGCAUCGUGGAUACGAUUGACUGUCGAAUUGACAUCGAACCAUUUGGGUUACUUUGAAUUCCGUUUGUGCCCUAAACGAUCGGCUACAGAGUUGACCACUCAACAAUGUUUCGAUGACCAUCUAUUGACACUCAUCGAUGGUUCGACUCAGUUCUACAUCUCAUCUGCCAACGGACUCUAUUUCCCUGUUGUUCAACUUCCUGCGGAUGUUUCGUGCGAUUAUUGCGUCCUCCAAUGGCGUUACACAGCAGGCAACAAUUGGGGCGUUUGUAAAAACGGAACGUCCGGAAUGGGAUGUGGUUCGCAGGAGACGUUCGUCAAUUGCGCCGAUAUCGCCAUCAUUUAGCUGAACGGAACCUUGGCCAUCUUAUUAGUCUUUGAUGCUAUCCAGUUUUAGUUUGGAAAAUAUAGAAUAAAAAUGCAUGAAUCA
Daphnia carinata is the source of this 764-nucleotide messenger RNA. RefSeq lists its product as uncharacterized. The transcript has 4 exons. The record is from RefSeq and is a predicted model, not a curated record. NCBI's taxonomy places the organism in Eukaryota, Metazoa, Arthropoda, Branchiopoda, Diplostraca, Daphniidae. The coding region runs from base 18 to 680 and encodes 220 amino acids.